Camelina sativa (false flax) is the source of this 1075-nucleotide messenger RNA. Lineage: Eukaryota; Viridiplantae; Streptophyta; Magnoliopsida; Brassicales; Brassicaceae. The record is from RefSeq and is a predicted model, not a curated record.
UUUAGCAUGGUGGAUUACCCUGGACUUAAAAAGUCAACAUUCUGACUAUGAGCACAGUACUAGCAGCCUUAAAUGUUAAAUCACAUGGGCCGUAUAAAGAGAGAGAGAGGUCUUUAUACGGAACGGAACCUUAAAAUGUCUUUUUUAGUUUCUCAAAACAUCUUUUUGUCGGCAACUCUCGGAGUCUGAGGGACUGUGCUCUACUGUGUACUACUACUACUACUCAACUUUGAAGAGAGAUAAUUAGAAUGGGAAGUGUGGGUUCUUCAAGACUAUCACUGGUUUUGUUUGCGAGACUCUCAGGUUUAGUAAUCGCAGUUUCGGUUCUGUACUGGGCUCUCUUCCUCCCUAGUCAAGACUUCGGCUACUCUACUCUCCAUCCUCUGCUGAUGGUGAUUGGCUUCAUUCUUGUAAGUGGAGAAGCGAUUUUAAUACACAAAUGGUUACCUGGUUCAAGGAAAACGAAGAAAGCAGUACAUCUAUGGCUACAAGGAGUGGCAUUGGCCUCUGCUGUGUUUGGAAUUUGGACAAAGUUCCAUUACCAACGUGGCUUUUUUGCCAAUUUCUACAGUCUCCAUUCUUGGAUGGGCUUACUCUCUGUUUCUCUCUUCGCUGCCCAGUGGGUGACUGGGUUCAUGAGUUUCUGGCAUAGAGGAGAAGUACGAACAACAAGAACCACGUUUCUUCCAUGGCACGUCUUCUUUGGACUCUAUACAUACGGUCUUGCCAUUGCCACCGCCGAGACCGGACUGCUUGAGAAACUGACGUUCCUUCAGACUAAGAGGAACGUCCCCAGACGCGGUUCUGAAUCAAUGACUGUCAACGGUCUAGGACUUGGCUUGGCUCUACUCAGUUGCAUUGUUGUAACUGCUGCUGUUUUGCCAAAGUAUCAGAGCCAUUCUGGUGAUGAGAAACUUGUUUAUUCAUCUCAAGAUCGUCCCAAAUGUUUUUCUUCUUGAGUUUUCUUUCAUUUUUUUUUUGUUUGUAUUGGAUUUGGGGACAGACUACUACACAUCUUUGGUGUACAAAAAAGAACAAAUUAGUUCUUCUAAAAUGUAUUACCGCAUUGUGAUGA